Molecule: messenger RNA, 6059 nt
Organism: Paramecium sonneborni
Lineage: Eukaryota; Ciliophora; Oligohymenophorea; Peniculida; Parameciidae
Source: the annotation of a GenBank genome assembly
AUGUUACAUGCGAAACCAAAGGCAACAACCUAAUAAGUACUUUUCUAAGAUUUGAAGAGCAAGAAAUCUUCAACAUCCUUCAAUCCUAUUAACACACUUUUUGGAAAUUAACAAACUGUCAAUCUCCCUAGCAAUUUAUGUAUCUAAUUAUUAUACUCUUUAGCUAUUCCAUUAUAUAGAGGACAUUUUGUUAAUUUUUAUCACGAACAGAUAAGGAUUAAUGAUAAUUGUUCUUUAAGUGGCAUAUAAGAUGGCUUUCUUUACUUUGUGGUAAAUGAAAAAACUUUGGUAUUCUAUUUCUAUUCACCUGAGAAAUAGGACCUUAAUUAUUAUUAUAAUACUGUAAAAUUUCAAAUUUAUUUUAGGAUGAGAAAAAGUACAAAUUUCCAAUUAGAGUUAAAGAACAAUAGAUUAAUCAACUAGAAUAUAUUACAGCCGUUGGAUUUUAAUAAGUUGAUGAUAUAUGGACUAUGGCAAUUGCUUCUGAAUUUUAUAUAAAUUUGUAUACAUUUACAGGAGAUUUGAACAAUUUUUAAAAACUAAAAUAAGGGUUCAAUGUUAAUGGAGAAAUAAUUAAUUAAAUAAUCUUCAAUUAAGAUAAUUUAAUCUAUGGUGGAAGUUCAGGUACUCUUACUUGUAAAUCUAUUGAUACAGCUCAAAAUUACACUACUUAAUUGAAAGAAAAAAUAAAAAAAUAAUUUCAUAGGAUUUUUAAAGAUUUAACCCCUUGGUCAUCACAUUAAGGAUUAAUCUAAUUAGAAAUACAGGAAGAAUUUAAUAUUUGUUAUGGUUUGUUUGAGAAAUUAGACAAAAAUGAAAAUGUUGAAGACACAUUCAUAACAAUUUAUGAUAUUGGACUAUAGGGAGAGCUCUUUUAAGAAAUAAUAACUAUAAAAUAAUCUUAACUUUUUAAUUCUAAUUUAGAAUUCAAAAAUGUAUUUGAUUACCAAAAUUUAUAAUUUUAUCAUGUUUUUUUUGAAAAGUAAUAAUAAACUAAUAAGAUCAUUUUGAUUAUAACAACUAAAGACUAACUGUAAUUUCAUUUGUUGUUUGAAUUAUAAGAUAGAUCUAUUAAUGAAAUAACUUCAUAUAAUUCGUCUGUGUCUAACUUAAAUGUUAAUAAAUAAUAAUAUAUAAAAUUGAAGCCUGAAUUCUAGAUCAUCUAAAUAAAGAAUCCAUACAUGAAAAUUGAUACUGAUAUUCCAUAUGGAGUAUGUUUAGAUGAAAGUAGAAUAUAAUACAAGCAAAAAGAGAUGCUUACUAUUUAAUAAAAUUCAACAUUGAAGUCUGUAUACAAAGAGGAAUAAUUAUCACUAUUUCAUUUAGACAACUAUAUCAUUGCAUAAUUUCUAGAUAUGGCUCAUAUCUAAUAUUUUAGAAGUCUAGAACAAUAAAUUACUAAAUAUAACUCUUAUAAUUAGAUCUAGUAUUCUAUAUAUAGAGAUACAUCAAAAGAAGCAAUUGAAAAAAUUUAACUUCAUGGUUAAAAUGGUCAUAAUAUUCCUAAAAAUAUAUACAACAUUGGUAAAUUGACAGUUAAUCGAUUAUUCAAUCACUUUGAUAUAAAUGAAUCUUAGCUUUAUAAUUUACCUGAACAUUAUGUCUGUAUUGCUGAUCAUUCUAUAGAAUUUAUAGUUAGAAUGAGGCCUAUUGAUUGCUUCUUUACAGCUAUCAAAGUUACACAUUAUGAUUUUAUUGAUUAAGUAGAUGCAGACUUUCCACUUGAAAAAUUAAUUAGAGCUUAUGGCAUUGAGGAAAGUUGUGCUUAAAUAUUAUAAAUUAUUAUACAGGAAGAAUAAGUGUUUUACAUAAAUGUUGAACUUUAGCAUUAAUAUUAAUUAGAUUUACAAAAAGCAUAUUAAAGAAUACAUUAUUCUGAAAAUAUUUAAAAGUUUUUUGAUGAUAACGAGAAAAUUCCUAUUUGGGUUACAGGUUAAGUUUAUGUUCGUAAAGGAGCUAUUAUCAAAGAAAAAGCACUUAAAGCUUAUUUUGCUUUAAUUAAGCGUUCAUUAAUUUCCGAAGAAAGAAAUUAAAGGUCUAAAAAAGUAUCAAGUACAACAUCUUUAAUUUGGAAAAUACUUGCUCCAUUAACAACAAAAACAUUUAUCAAUGAAAAAGUAUAUAACUUAGAAUGUAAUAAACCUAUUGAAAGUUAUUCUAUUUAAUAAUUAUAAACUGUAUUAAAAUAAAUAGAAAAAUAAAUUAAAUUAUUCGAAAAUGAACCUAAUUAUUAUUAACAGAUUAAAAAUUAAAGAACUGAUUUACAAGUUGAAGAAUAAAAUUAAUUUUAAAAUUAUAAAAAUGGAUUUAGUAAGUAUAUUUAUGAAACUUUUGAAUAAAGUACAAGAUUAGACAUUUCAAGAAGUACAAAUUAUACUGAUUAAUCAUUGACUGUAAGUGUGAAUGUAGAUGUAGAACAUGUAAAAUAAUAUAAUUUAUUUUAGACUUAAAUGAAGGUACUCUAUUCCUUUUGUAAAUAAAUCAAAUAAUUAUUAUAAUUUUUGAUUUAUUUUUUUGGAGAAUUAUAAGGAAUCAGAAAUAUAAUUAACAGUUAUCAAAAUAAAACUUAAUUAUUCAAUUUAUCAAUCAAAAGUGUUCUUAGUGGAGAUACUACAGGUAAUUUAACAUUAAAAUAAUUAAUGAUACAUAUUAUAAAGAGUGAUAAAACUAAAUUUAGAGAUUCUGCUCAAUAUAUGCAUCAUCAUUUUCCUGAUUUCUUUACAGAUUCAGAUUUUAAAAUUAGUCUAGUAUAAAAUCUAUUCGAUGAAAUAUUAACAUUUUCUGCAUAAAAAAGUAAAUUAUUUCAUUCAUAAAAUAGAUUUAAUAAAACUUAAUCCAAAUGAAAAGUACCAUGAAAAAAUAAAAAGAAUCUUAAAACUUUCCAAGAGUCCAUAAAUUACAAUAGAUAGAGUACUUGAAAAGAGAGAGAUCUUUCUUUAUUAUAAGGAUUUGUAGCCAGAAUUAUAAGAUUAAUUAUUAGAGGCUUUGAAAUUAAUAGAGGAAGUAGCUGCCUUUAUUUCUCAUUCUUAUUUAACUUAAUGUUUUAAAAAUUAUAUGUAUCCAUUUGCUACAUUUAAAUUCUACAUUUAAUAUCUAGCUUAAAAAUGUUAAUAAUAAGAAAAAGAUUAACCAAAUGAUGAAUAUUACAAUUGUUUCCAAGACUUAAUUAGACAAUUUGAUGAUCUUAUUUAAUACUAUUUAUAACCACCAAAAGGUUUGAGUAUGGUUUAAGCAAAAGAAAUCCUUAUUGAAUCUCUCUAAUUAUUAAAUCAAUUCCAACUUAUUAAAGCAACUGAAGCAAUUGCUAAUAAUAUCUUAAAAAGAUAGCUUAAGGAAUUCAUUUAAUAUAUUGAUUACAAUUAAGAAAUGGAUUUAUAAUGUAAUAAUGAUUUAGAGAAAUUGUAAAUGUAAAAGAAGCAAUUCAAAGUUAAGGCUAUGAAAGGUAAUCAUGAAGCAUAUCCACAAUUAAUUUAAAUCUUACUAAAAUUAGCACAAUUUUCUUUAAGUUAAUGUCCAGAGAUGAAUUUAGAGGAAAUUUAAAUUAAAUUGCCUAUCAAAAAGAGAUUAAGAUAUGUCAACAAAGCUUAAGAGUUUAUUAGAACUAUACAAAAAAAUACCCAAGGAAUUGACAUUAAUGAAAUAGAAAAAUAAGUAUUUGAUCUUAGUAAACAACUUUUCUUUUAAGACAUUAUGUAUGAUUUCGUGAUAUCUAAUGAAGGUGAAAAUCAAAGUAAAAUUUGAAAUUACUUCUCUUAGGUUAUCAUUCAGAAAAAAGGAAAAUUCUUAUUGAUAUUUUAGAUACCCAAGUUAUUUUACAAUUCUUUGAAGAUAACAAUAUUUAUUUUGGUUAAUUAUUGUGUCUGGAUUAUUUGGAACACUCCUCAGGAAAAUAAUUAUGUACCACAGAAAAAGUUGAAUAACUAUGGGUCAAUUUUAUUAAAAGUACUUAUUAAGAAUCAGAUGAAUGGCCAACUGAUGUACUCAAACGAUAAGUAAAAAAAUUAAAUUAUAAUUUAGAUGAAAUUAGUAUUAGAGAAUCUAAUUAAUAAUAAUAAAUAUAUUUAAUUGGCAAAAAUAACAGAAACUAUAGAAUUAAUUAAUACUAAGGAAUGUCAAGAAUAAUAAAUAACUCAACUUACUACUUGGUUAUUUUUUGAAAUAUUGUUAACUCAUGAUAUAAGAGAAAUUGAUUUAGUAAGGAUCUAUGUUAAUCAUUAUUUUGAUCAUGCUAAAAUCCAAUAAAAUCCCUUAUUUUAAGAAUUUUAAAUUGAAGCAAUUCAUACUUAUAAAUUGUAAUUAAUAUAGUAGAUUUUAAUUUUAUUUGACGCGCUCAAAAAAUUAAAAUAAGAUUAGAAAUAAACAAGUAAAUUAAUAAGUGAAUUUAGAAGAUAAUUUGAAGUAAUUAUUGAUUAAUAUAUAUAGAAUGAUUAUUAUAAUAUUGAUUAAGAUGAAUUAUAUGACAAAAAAGUUUUAGAAUAAAUAAAAAUAAGAAUCGAAUUAUUAUGAUUAAUAUUAUUGUUUUUAAAAAGCUCAAUUUUAGUGUGGCAAUUUAUUGUUAAUAAAUUAUAUUAUUUAAAUUCAAAUGUAGUAAGAAUAGAUACCGCAAUAAUAGAAUGACACACCAAAAAAGUAUUAAUUAACAACACCAACAAAAGAUAAGAAGUAAAAUAAAACAAAUUAAUCUACCACAAUAUAAUCCCCUAAGAAUAACGAUUUUUAUUCUCCAAAAAAUGUCAAUCCUUGGAAAACACCUAAAUCUUUAUUAAAAAGUAAUCAUAAAUAAAAUACUCCUGAUCAUUGUGUGUAAGCUUCCCCAUACAGUGAUAGAUAUAUUCCAUUAAAUGUUUCAAGAAAUUUAUUCAAUAAGCAAAUAUAACCAUUUGAAAUAGAAGAGGAAAAUCAAUAUGAAGAACUUUUAAGCGAAAAUGUUUUGGAAAUAGAUGAAAAUAAACAUGUAAGUAUUUUGAAUUUUAAUAAAUAAAAACAUGAUAAAGUUUAAUCGUCAAAAUAAUUAGAAACCCCAAAAAGAAAAAUAGACCCACUUCCAAUAAAAGUAUUAGAUGCACCAGGAUUAGAAGAUGAUUUUUAUUAGGAUACACUUCAUUGGGGGAAAAAUAAUCUAAUUGCUGUUGGUUUAUAAAGAUGUGUGUAUUUGUAUAAUGUUGAUAAUUCAAAAGUAUUUUAAUUAGCAGAACCAUUAAAUAAUAAUGAUCAAUCUGCAUAUUAUACAUCCUUGUAAUGGAAUACAAAUGGAUAGAUGUUAGCAAUAGGAUGUUGUGAUGGUUCUUUGAAAUUAUGGGAUUACAAUAAGAAUUGUUUUAAUGGAAUGAUGAAUUUAUCAAAUAAAAGAAUAAGUACAAUAAGUUGGGCAAAUCCUAGUAUAUUUGCUUAUGGAAGUAAAGAUAAGACAAUAAAUAUAUGUGAUAUUAGAGUACCAAAUUAUUAAAUAUGUUAAUUGUUAGGACAUACAUAGGAAGUAUGUGGUGUAACUUUUGAUGGAAAUGAACUUUAAUUAGCUUCAGGAGGUAAUGAUAAUAAAGUUUUUGUUUGGUAAAUGAGAGGAGGUAAUACUAAUGGUAUUAAUAAUUAAUAUAUUUCUUGGGAAAUAAAAUCACAUAAAGCAGCUAUAAGAGCUUUAGCAUGGAAUCCUAAUUCUUGUGGAAUUUUGGCUACAGGUGGUGGAAAUUAAGAUAAAACAAUUAAAAUUCAUAGUUCAUUAACUAAUUAAUAAAUUGCAAGUAUUAAUUGUGAUUCACAGGUUUGUAAAUUAAGAUUUUCUAAAAUUGUUAAUGAAUUAGUUUCAACACAUGGUUAUGAAAAGAAUUUAGUAUGUCUUUGGUAAUAUCCAACAAUGAAAAGAAUUCAUUAAUUAGAAGGACAUUCAGAAAGAGUACUUUAUUUAUCAGCAAGUCCAGGUAUUUAAUUAUAUUAGACUAUAUUUAGAUGAAUCAACUAUUUUAACAGGAUCUGGAGAUGAAACAUUAAAAUUUUGGAAAAUAUUUCCUACUAAGAUUUCAAAUAAUAUAUCCUCAUUACUUUCAAUGUGUGAAAUUAGAUGA